AUGGCGCAAGCGAAUAGGGCGAUCAGCACCGAGGCCAAUGAAGGGCUGCUAGUCUUGGUGAUCGACACCAACCCCGUGCACUGGUUCACGAAUGGCGGUAGUGCGGCGGACCGCGCCGGGCUGCAGCAGCUGAUCUCCAGUACGCUCGUAUUCGUCAACUCGUACCUGCUUCUACACCGCAGCAAUCGCAUUGUCAUCAUCGCGGCCCACGCCGGCAAGAGCGCAAUGCUGUACCCGGAUCCAGAGCAGGACGACACCACUGGAAGUGCCGAACAGGCUGCCAAGGUCAAUGCUGGUGUCCUGCAGCGUAUGCAGCAGCUCAGCGACGCCCCUUUGGACCCUGCCACGCCCAACCAAACUGCCAUCGCUGCGUCGCUAUCACGUUCACUAUGCUUCAUUAAUCGUGCUAUUAACGAGGAACCGGAUUUACGACCACGGAUCUUGGUCAUCCAGAAAUCUCCGGACGUUUCGGAGCACUAUAUCGCCAUCAUGAACGGCAUUUUUUCAGCUCAGAAGAAGAGUGUUGCAGUGGACGCCUGCAUCCUCGCGACGGAGCACUCGUCGUUCAUGCAACAAGCUGCGUAUCUUACAGGCGGCAUCUACUACAAGCCAAACGAUCAUAGCGGACUAUUGCAGUAUCUGAUCUCCAUCUAUCUACCAGAUCCGUCCAUGCGCAAAUUGUUGAAGUUGCCAUCGCAGGACUCGGUGGACUUCCGUGCGAUGUGCUUUUGUCACCGCGAGGUCAUCUCUACGGCGUACGUCUGCCCGGUGUGUCUGUCGCUAUUUUGCGAGUUCCGACCCAUCUGCUCAACUUGCGGUAUUCGUAGUCACAUCCAGCCUAAAAAGAAUGGUUUGCACAAGAAGCGUCUACGGGUGGAUUAA
This is a messenger RNA of Phytophthora infestans T30-4, 882 nucleotides long. Its product is annotated as general transcription factor IIH subunit, putative. Lineage: Eukaryota; Oomycota; Peronosporomycetes; Peronosporales; Peronosporaceae. The transcript is spliced from 2 exons. Bases 1 to 882 code for a protein of 293 amino acids. Gene Ontology annotation, biological process: nucleotide-excision repair; regulation of DNA-templated transcription. Gene Ontology annotation, cellular component: transcription factor TFIIH core complex; transcription factor TFIIH holo complex. The record is from RefSeq and is a predicted model, not a curated record.